Messenger RNA from Loxodonta africana (African savanna elephant), 16261 nucleotides. It is a transcript of the gene TRERF1, whose product is annotated as transcriptional regulating factor 1. The record is from RefSeq and is a predicted model, not a curated record. Gene Ontology annotation, cellular component: transcription regulator complex; histone deacetylase complex. Gene Ontology annotation, biological process: regulation of transcription by RNA polymerase II; negative regulation of DNA-templated transcription. The transcript has 16 exons. Gene Ontology annotation, molecular function: transcription corepressor activity. NCBI's taxonomy places the organism in Eukaryota, Metazoa, Chordata, Mammalia, Proboscidea, Elephantidae. The coding region runs from base 9119 to 12802 and encodes 1227 amino acids.
GCACAUAUAUCCACAUACAUAUAUACACACACACAUAUAUACACAUAUAUAGAUACACACAUAUCCACAUACAUAUGUACACAUGUAUAUACACACACAUAUAUACACACACCCAUAUCCACAUACAUAUAUCCACACACGUAUAUACACACAUAUACACAUACAUAUAUCCACACGUAUGUAUACACAUAUAUAGAUUCACAUAUAUCCACAUGCAUAUAUACACACACGUAUAUAUACACAUAUAGAUAAAAUAGAUACAUAUAUCCAUGUACAUACAUACACAUGUAUAUACACACAUAUACACACAUGUAUAUACACACAUAUAGCCACAUACAUAUAUACACGCAUAUAUACAUAUACACACACAUAUCCACAUACAUACACACACGUAUAUAUACGCACAUAUAUAUACACAUAUGUAGAUACACGUAUAUACACACAUCCACAUACAUAUAUACACACGUAUAUAUACACACACAUAUAUCCACAUACGUAUACACACACGUAUAUAUAGACAUCUAUACACACACAUAUCCACAUACAUAUAUACACACGUACACACACACACGUAUAUACACACACAUAUCCAUAUCCAAUAUACACACACGUAUAUAAAAAAAUUUUUUACACACAUAUAUAUACACACACAUCCACAUACAUAUACACACACAUAUCCACAUACAUAUAUACACACGUAUAUACACAUACAUCCACAUACAUAUAUACACACGUAUAUAUACACAUUUUAUACACACACACAUACAUAUAUACACACAUUUUAAAGCAAUAAGGAAAUUUUAUUAUUGGUAUUGUUUUAUAUCCUGCAUGUUUACAUUGUGGGAACCUUUGUGCUUUACAUUUAGAUCAUUAGCAUAAUUUUUAAUGGCUGUGUAUUAUUCCAACGUGUGCAGCUAUAUAUGUGCCAUAAUUGACUUAACCAGUCCCUGAUGGAUGAAUAUCUGAGUUGUUUUCUUUUUUUCCUAUUCAAACAAUUCCGCUGUACACUUGUUUAAUUAUUUCACUGGACAAAUAUCUUUUUAAGUCUUUUUUUUUUUCCUCUGUCAUGUCAAAUUGCUCGUUGGAAAUAUGGUAUCAUUUUAAAUACCCUCUCACUGUGUAUGUGACUAUCCAUUUCGACAUACUCUUAACAUUAUUAGAUCCUAUAUUCUCAGUAUUUUUAAUUGUUGCCAAUAUGAUAGAGGGAUAAAGGAUAUCCAAUCUAAAUUUUCAUUUAUUUAUUAGUUGAAAAUCUUUUCAUAUGUGUAUAAGUAACUUGUAUUUCUUAUUUUGUGAAUAAGUAUUUGUCUUUUCCCUCAGUUAUUAUAUAUAUAUUCCUCCUUAUUGAUUUAUCAGCUGUUUAUAUAUUUUGUGUAAUUUGCAACUUUUCCCCCCUAGUUUGUUGUUUGCUUUUUAACCUUUUCCACUCAUCUAUCCAGAAUAGUUUUAGUAAAUUUGCUUAAUGAUUAUAAUUUUUCCUUUGAGUCCUUGCAAUUUUUUAUAUUUUUAUUCAUCAAGCUUAUAAAUAAAUUGAUAUCUUACUAAGAUAUUUUAUUAUAUAGUUAUGCCAUCUAAAAUUUGUUUUUAAUUUCAAUAACUUAUUUGGUUAUCACAUUAGAAAAACCACAGUGUAGUGUAGAAUUUUUUAAAUGUGGAAAGAAAAAAAAAUCCUUAAUAUACUUACAAUUUGACUACCAUACAGAGCAUCUGAUAAAAUUUGAGAGUUUUCCUUUCAGUAAUUUUUCUAUAUUUAUGUAGUUAGGGUAACAUUAGGUAAAAAAAAAAUAAAAACCCCAAAUAAUGUUGUAACAUUAAAAAAAAAAAAAUAGUAGGGGUUUAUUUCUCAAUAAAUCCAGUGUAGGCGUUUCUGAUGGUGAUCUGCCCUCCACUGGGUGGUUUAGUAGCCCAGGCCCCUUCCACUUUGUGACUUUGCCAUACCCCAGGGCUUUGGAGUUUUCUACAUCCCACUGACUGAUGGAAGAAGAGAGCAUGGAGAAGGCACAGCAUUUCCUAACCACCACAACCUGGGGGUGCCCCAUAUCACUUCACUGGUGUUCUUUUGGUGGGAAUAGUCAUAUAGCACAACCUAGAUGCAAGGGACGGAGCCCUGGUAAUGCAGUGGUCAAGUGCUCAGCAGCUAACCAAAAGGUUGGUAGUUCAAAUCUACCAGCUGCUCUUCCGGGAAAAAAGAUGUAGCAGUCUGCUUCUGUAAAGAUUACAGCCCUGGGAGCCCUAUGGGACAGCUCUACUCUGUCCUGUAGGGUCACUAUGAGUCGGAAUCAAUGCAAUGGGCAAGGAGUUUAAUUUUUUGUUUUAGAUGCAAGGAAGGCUGGGAAAUGUAGCUCCUGGCUGGGCAGCUGUUGCCCAGUGAAAACCCUACACAGCGGAAGGGAAGUGUGAAUAUUUGCUGGACAUUAGCUGAAUCUGCUACCAUAUAUUACAUUUAUAAUGUAUAUGAUAUAUAUCUUCUUUACAAAAUGGAAUCAUCCUAUUAGAAGUUUUGAAUUUUAGUAUCAUUUUGUUGCUAUUUCCCUGUCUUUAAAUCUUUUCCAAAAACACGAUUUUUAAUGUCUGCAUAUUAUUCUUUGCAUUGAUGCACAUAAUUUAUUUAACCGUCUUUCUCUUAGGGCACAGUUAGGUUUUUCUAGAUUUUCAUUAUUACGAAUAGUGAUGCCAUAAGUGUCCUUGUGCAUAAAUCUUCGAGCAUUCCUCUGAUUAUUUCCUCGGGGAAAAUUCUUAGAAGGGAGCAUGCUCAGUAUUAAGGCUGGAGGUACAGAUUACCAGAUGGCCCUUCAGAAAUGUGGACUAAUUUACACCCUCCUCAGUAAUGUCUGAGAAUUACCAUUUCAGAGCACCCUUGACUAUACUGGCCAUUAUAGUUGUUUUGAUUUUUUUUUUUGUCAAUUUGAUAGUUGAAAGCUGUAUUGCAUUGUUGCAUUGAAAAAGUGUUGCAUUGAAAGUGCUGUUGCAUUGAAAACCAAUCCAGUUUUUUAAUUUGCAGGUUUUGCUCACUAAUAGGUUUGAACAUUUUUUCAUGAGGUCAUUAGUCAUCUUUGUGAUUUGCCUCUUUGGUUCUUUUCUCCAUUUUUAUCUUUUGGUGGUCAUCUUUUUUUUUUUUUUUUCAAUAAUUUGUUCAAGUGAUUUGUAUGCAGUAUGUAUAUUGUCAUAUGUUGCAAAUAUUUUUAUCUAACUUCUCUUUUCCUUGGUUUUGCUUCAGAACUUAAUUGUCUUAGAUUAAACCUCUGCAGUUGGAGCCCUGAUGUGUGAUACCACACCCAUUGAAUCUGCCUGGUUAGCAGGAGGCCUGAGAUUAAUAACAUUUUAAAAAAGCAAAGCAAAUUUCUUUAUUCCGACCCAUCAUAUCGUUUGGAUGUUCUUAAUGUGAAUUUCAGUUAGGUGGGGAUGAGAGAGACUUAUACUAUUGAUCAAGGAAAUGGGCUUGACAAGCAGGAUUUGGGGCACUGGUCUGCGUUACCCACGGAGAUAGUGAGAUCAGCUUCUGGCCACUCUAUCUUCCUAGGAAACUUAAGAGAGAUAGGAAGACGGGCCGGUGGGUGGUAUCUGAGAACUCCGUUGUUUAGCUAAGUGAGUAGCAGCAGGCUCGGCUGUUUUCCAUGUUAGAUUUUAUUUUUAAAAAAAUGUGGUAGAGUGGAAGCAGCUCAAACUGGGAGUCAGAGAACUGAGUUGUCGUCCUAGCCGUGCCACUGUCUGACUGACUGUGAUUCUGAGCAAGUCUCUUGUCCACGUGAGGCCUCAGUUUACUCAUCUGUGAAAUGCAAAGAAGAGUCCCUGGGUGGUGCUAACAGUUAAUGCACUUGGCUGCUAACCUUUCAGUUGGAGGUUCAAAUCCACCCAGAGGCACCUUGGAAAAAAGGCCUGGCAAUCUACUUCUGAAAAGUUAGCCAUUGAAAACCUUAUGGAGCACAGUUCUACUUUGACACACAUAGGGUUGUCAUGAGUCAGAGUCAACUCAACAGCAGCUGGGGGAAAUGUGAAGGGGUGUUCUCAGAGAUGUUUUGGGUGCACGAAUUCAAGGGCUGUGUGAUGGAGCUCUGUGGGGCCUCAUCUGCAUUCAGUGCCUGCAUUUACCUGUGUCAGGUGGGUGGGCGGAGAGGGGAGAGCAGGUCAGUCCCUCUAGUCUCCCAAGUGAUAUAUGAAAGAAAUCAACCCAGUAUAUAUCUUCCCCAGAUAUAAUGUGAUGUAAAUGUGAUAGUCACCUAAUAAGAUUAGAUGAAUCUAAUAUGAUUUUCCUCUAAAACACAAAUACUGCACCACUUUUAAUUGUAGUAGCCAAAUUAAAUUACUCAUCCCAAAUUAGAUUUCCAGCAAACUUAAUUUGAACUUGAGCUCAGUACUGCAGACUCUGAGUAAUUUUUUAAGAUAUGAAAUAAAUCAGUGGAUACUGAUAUUGUUCCUCUGGGCUACUUCGUGGUUACUAUAAAAGGGAAAAAAUAAACAUUGUGGAGAAAACAUGCAGAAGGAAAGCUGAGGCAGAGACUCUGGUUCUACAGUUAUUGAUGAGUGAGUUUUUUCCUUUCCAUCACUGCGACCCUCACUGGUCUUAGAAAAUAGGGACCAAAUAAAGGCAGGCCCAGUAAUCACAUAUCUUAUUGCUUAUGGUUGCUUUUCUUCUUUUUGGUUCUUGAGCAAUUCCCCUUAAUGUCUUUACCCACUUCAGGAGGAUGCUGGGUAGGAAAUGGCUUCCUGAGUAGUUUAUAGAACCACAGGGAUUUGGUGAGGGGCUGUCAAGGUCUAUAUCAUUGCUUUAUCUAGCCAUAUUUUCUCUCGUUUUAUAUCAGUUAGGUUAACUGAAAACCAAUUCAAUUGGCUUAAGCCCAAACAAACAAGACAAAAAGUAUGCUGUAUGUGACUGAGCAACCCAGGGGUAGAUCCUGGCACCUGGUGAGGUUUUAUUUAGGGCUCAAAUGAGGCGCCCAAGACCGAGUUUUUCUCCUUCAGUGUUGCUUCCUUUCUCAGCCAUGAGUUCCCCUUCUAGUCCAAAGAUGGCAGCCUGCAGUUUCUGGGCUGCAAAUUUCCUUGUUCUUUCUUAAUGCGCCAACCAAAGGCCUGGAAUUGAGUUUGGUUUCCCUGGUUGACUUGACUUGGAUCCUGUGCUCUCCUGAACCAGAUACUGUGCCAAGAGCAUGGGAUGAAUUGACUGCCUGGGAGAUUCUGGGUAAUGAUGCUGGGGAGGUACCUCCAAACCUCCACUAUGCACUAUACAGAGCCUUCUGCUUUUCUGGAAACCCUGGUGGUGUAGUGGUUAAGUGCUAUGGCUGCUAACCAAAGGUUGGCAGUUCGAAUCUGCCAGGUGCUCCUUGGAAACUCUAUGGGGCAGUUCUAUGCUAUCCUAUAGGGUUUCUAUGAGUCAGAAUCGACUCGAUGGCACUGGGUUUGGUUUGGUUUUGGUUCUGCUUUUCUAAGCUCUUAGGCUUACGUUAUCUCAUUUGAAAUGAAAGCCUGAGAGGUAGGUAGGGCAUUUUGUGGAUGAGAAAGUGAAGUCUGCUGUGGGUUCAAGUUACCCAAGGCCUUGUCAGUGGUGGAGCUGGACCACAUUCAGGAUUUUAUGACUCUUUCAAUUUCUUUUCACUGCAUUCUGCCUUCUCUCUCUGACCCUUCUUGCCACCCCUCUUCUUCCGUUCCCCCAACACCAGUGCAGGGUUCUUCGUUAAAUAGACAGUCAGUCAAUAGUCGUUAACUUGUUAUUGACUGACCAGAGUACCAUCAGACCAAAGGUGGCCUUUCUGCUUAUAUUAUGUGAAUAUCAUUAUAGCAAAAGCCAAUGUGGUCGAUUCCCAGUUAUUAAUUUGUGUAUUGUCCCUGACAAUUCAGUUUCUCCUUCUCUGAAUUAUGGGAUUCUUCCAACAGAAGGAUGAAGUUUGGAGCUAUUGAAGGUAGAGAUUCAGGGAAGAGCCAAGAGAGGCUCUGUGUGUGUGUGCGUGCAUGCACGUGUGCACACGCAAGCAUGCACGUGGGCCUGCAUUACAAAAUUAAGUAUGUUUUAAUUCCCCACCUCCAUAGUGUGGAUAAUUGAAAUUACAUAACUUACUUUGGUAAAGGUCACUGUUGGCAAGGUCCUAAUUACUCACACCAAAGACCUAUGGAUAGGUGCGCCACUUAGAGACAUUUUGAAUAAUAGCUAUACAUUUGCUUUUCAUUUUUAAGAAAAAUCACUGGUACCAAUUGUGUUCCUCCUGCCUGGAAAACCUUCCCCCAUCAAUAUUUCACCUUCAGUUUUACUUUCACUUCCUCUGUGAAGCUCUGUAGACUUUCUCCUUGUGCUGAAGAUAUACAUUCCAUAGUUGGCACCUCACCCUGUAUCCUGUGGUUCGCUGAUUGCUUCAUAUAUACGUGUUUUAUCUCCUUGAUCAUUUGGUUAACUGUUUGAGGUCAGGGCUUGGUCUUACCAUCUUUUUUUAAAAAAUCCUCCACAGCAGUUACUGCAUGCUCACGUGAAGUGGGUGCCCAGUUGGUAUCUGGUUCGUUGAUGGGUGCUUCUCUGCAGUGCUCCCAUAUCUCCGUCAUUGUACUUAUCAUGUGGCUUUGCAGUUGUCUGGCUACUUGUUUCCAUUCCCCCAGUACAAUUCUUGAUACGUAUUAAGGGCAAAAUAAUUAUGUGUUGAAUAAUUGAAUGCUUCCGGACUCCCUACCCCCUGUCACUGAACCAUAAGUUCUUUGAAGUCGGAGACUCUGAUUUUUCCUUGUAUGUUUGACAGUGCCUGCCUAACACAGUGUCUGCCGUGUAGUAAAUGCUCAAUAAACCCUUGUUGAAUUAAUGCAUUACGUGGAACCUGCUUUCUGGAGAGGCAGAUGGGAACUGAAGCUCUGAGAGGGAAGAGGGUACUUGAGACUGGGUGCAGAUGGGGUUCAAGACCUAGUGUGCCAACCCCUCCCCACUUCUGAUUUCGAAGUACAGAUAAGGCACUUCCCUGUGGGUGGAGGGCUAUGUUCUCUCCCACCUGGGUGCCUGGUGAGCUCAUGCCUGAGAAAUAGUCAAGUAAAGGAUAGUGGCCAAGAUUCUAAGUUUUAUUUUAAAAACAACAAUAAAGAGGUUUCUGUUCUACCUGAGCCACUUCAGAAAUCUGCAUGGUUGAGAUGAGAAGAUGCAAGACCAGAUUACAGAAGAAAGGGCACAGUGGUCACCUCUCAUGUUGCCCUGUUUUUCCUUCCCAUUGGCCCUGGGGGCUGCUCAUGAGCAGUGACUGUCCACAUAGCAGAGGGAAGGAGCAGUCAAAAGCCAAGCAACCCCCUAGCAUCCCUGAGUGUUCUGGUACCAAAAGGGUGACCAACUCACCGUGGUUUGCCUAGGAUUUUCCUGGUUUUAGCACUGAAAGUCCUAAAACUCUUGGGAAUCCCUCAGUCCCUGCCAAAGUGGGAUGAUUAAUCAUGUCAGAUGCCGCUUGCUCCCUUCCCUGCCCCUGUCAGUCUUAAUUCCUUUUCCCUUUUCAUUACCCUUGACUGAGCCCUGUCCCUCUUCUUUUUCUGCUUCCUCUGUUGCUUCUACCUUAACCUUUCCAAGGGCUGCUGUCAGCCUGGCUUGCAUUUCUGUUGUUGCGUUUCUACUUUUCCAGACCAGCGUUCUGAAUCGCUGUGGGUUGACCAGAAUUCCUGGAGCUAGCCAUAGUUGUUGCAGCUAGAUGUAGUACUGCUUUCAUGUCAUUGCUGGUUCUGGACUGCUCUUGAAAUCAGUUGAGAUGUGAAAGCUUCUGUCACAUAAAGUUAGAAUCUGUCUGCCUUCAAGGAGAGUCUGUCCUCUCAGUGGGAGGCUGUUUGUAUACAUGGGGUGCUUAAUAAGUGGGUGACCAGCCAACAUGGCAAAGCAGCACCCUCUGCCUGGAUGGUAAGGGCAGGAGAAGCAUCAGCCAGUGUAGCUCCACCCACAGUACUGAUGUCACCUGAAUGAGGUCCACUGCCUCUCAUCCCCAGCCUCAGCCCUUGUCUCCAGCCUCAGCCCUCGGCUCCUCUUUCCUCUCUGCUCAGACUGACCUCCUCACCUCAGCCCUUGCUCUAGCCCGCCCUCUUCCUCAAAGCCUUGUUGCCCGCACUUACGCCUUUUUUCUCAGAACUCUUAUUACACAUAUAGUAAGUGCUGUGCUGUUCAGUGAGUAUAAUUGUUUUCUUCCAUGUUGCUCAUGUGUUAAUCUGCCUGAAGAGCGGACUUUAACUUGUGUUUCCUUUCCUUCCACCCCGUAGCACCUGGCCUUGUGCUGGGCACAGAGUUGGCCCUUGCUUGAUUAAUAUUGUUGAUUGAUGUUUUUUUGGUGAUUUAUGGGUGACAGAGAACAUGUAAGCAUGUGGGUUGCUUCCCUGUGAGCACCUGUGUGCAGGAUACGUUGACAACAUGGAGGAAAAGGUCAGGAAUGGAGACUGUGCCCUAAAUGAGGUCUGGGACCAUGGAUGGAAUGAAUCCAGUUACCCUGACUUCCUCUUUAACACUGGUACAAGAGAAUGAGGCUUUUUAUGCGAAGUGGAUUUUUAGUUGCAAAAUACUGUACUUUAUGUGGUUGGCUUUGCAUUUUCUGGAACAUUCUAAAGUAAUUUUAAAAAUAAUUGCAAAGGAUGAAACAAUUCCAAGAGAGGCAGUGAAGUGGUUUUUGAUUUUUAUAGAGUUUUCCUUUUUUAAUUCUUUGCCUUUUUGGAGGAGGUGCUACAGAGUCCCUGAUCCUAUAGACCUAAUUCAGUUAUUUCUCUUAGCAUUGCUCAUCUGUGGUGAAGAUGCUGCUGUCAUCCACCAUCAGGAAGAACCAGGUCUCCUCUUCCCACCUGUCCAGCAGCAUGAGAGCAGCAUGACUGGCCGGCCGCAGGAGAAGCCCCCGGAACCAGGCCCCCAACUCAGCCAUCUGCUGUGGAGGUCAAGGUGUGAGCAGCAUCUCCUCACCAAGGUGGUGUUUGGUCCGUACCUCAGCCUGGGCGAGGAUGUAAAACUCCCCACUCUGCACCUGAGUGGUUCAGGCCAGCAGGGACACCUGGCUCCAGCCACCACCGUCACAGACAUGUCAGCCAUGGAGUAGUGUGGACGUUUUCUCUCAGCUUCUCAGGGUUUCGGUCCUUUUUGGUUUGUUUCGUUUACCUUUUUUUAUGGUUUUGUGGCUGGACAUUCACGACCAAGGCAAGCACCAUGGGGGAUCAGCAACUGUACAAGACCAACCACGUGGCCCACAGCAGUGAGAACCUCUUCUACCAACAGCCCCCCCUGGGCAUCCACAGCAGCCUGAACCACAACUAUGGGAAUACAGUCACAGGGGGUGGGAUGGAUGCCCCUCAGGCUUCUCCCAUCUCCCCCCACUUCCCUCAAGAUACUCGAGAUAGCCUGGGCUUAUCUGUUGGUUCCAAAAGCCUUGGCCAAGUGGAUACUUCGAGGCAGGGAGGGUGGGGAGGCCAUUCUGGGCCCGGAAACCAUGUCCAGCUGCGUGGCAACCUGGCCAAUUCCAAUAUGAUGUGGGGCGCGUCAGCCCAGGCUGAGCCCACCGAUGGCUACCAAUAUACCUACUCCCAGGCCAGUGAGAUCCGGACCCAGAAGCUUACCAGCGGUGUCCUGCACAAGCUGGACUCUUUCACCCAGGUGUUUGCCAACCAAAACCUGCGCAUUCAGGUCAACAAUAUGGCCCAGGUGCUGCACGCCCAGUCAGCAGUGAUGGACGGGACUCCUGACAGUGCCCUCCGCCAGUUGCUGUCUCAGAAACCCAUGGAGCCCCCAGCAGCGGCUAUUCCUCCCCGCUACCAGCAGGUGCCACAGCAGCCUCACCCUGGUUUCACUGGCGGACUGUCGAAACCAGCUCUUCAGGUCGGGCAGCACCCUACCCAAGGGCACCUGUAUUAUGACUACCAGCAGCCACUGGCUCAAAUGCCAGUGCAGGGGGGACAGCCACUGCAGGCCCCUCAGAUGCUGUCACAGCACAUGCAGCAGGUGCAGCAGCACCAGUAUUACCCGCAGCAACAGCAGCAAGCUGGACAACAGCGGAUCUCUGUGCAAGAAAUGGAGCAGCAGCAGCAGAUUCACCCGUCACAGCCUCAGCAGCAGCUACAGCUGCAGCAGCGCCAGGGUGCAAUGCAGAUACCUCAGUAUUAUCAGCCCCAACCCAUGGUGCAGCACUUGCAAGAGCAGCAACAGCAGCAACAGAUGCACCUACAGCCCCCCUCUUAUCACAGGGACCCCCACCAGUACACCCCAGAGCAGGCGCACGCUGUCCAGCUGAUUCAGCUGGGCUCCAUGCCCCAGUACUACUACCAGGAGCCCCAGCAGCCCUACGGCCACCCACUCUACCAGCAGAGCCACCUGCCUCAGCACCAGCAGCGUGAGGACAGUCAGCCGAAGACUUAUCCCAGUGACAGGCAGGCCCAGGCCCUGCUGAGCUCCCACGGGGACCUGGGACCUCCCGAUACAGGAAUGGGGGACCCAGCAAGCUCGGACCUGAACCGGGUCAGCAGUGCCCUUCCCCAUCGAUCGCUCCUGUCCCCCAGUGGGAUCCACCUCAACAGCGUGGGGCCUCAGCACCAGCAGCUAUCCCCCAGUGCCAUGUGGCCCCAGAUGCACCUACCUGAUGGCAGAACCCAGCCAGGGUCUCCUGAGUCAAGUGGCCAAGCCAAAGGAGUGUUUGGGGAGCAGUUUGAUGCCAAGAACAAGCUAACGUGCUCCAUCUGCCUGAAGGAGUUCAAGAGCCUGCCUGCCCUGAAUGGCCACAUGCGGUCCCACGGGGGAAUGAGGGCCUCCCCCAGCCUCAAACAGGAGGAAGGAGAGAAGGCCGCGCCGCCUCAGCCUCAGCCUCAGCCUCAGCCUCAGCCUCAGCCUCAGCCUCAGCCUCAGCCUCAGCCCCAGCCACCACUGCCGCCUCCGCCUCCGCCGCCACCGCAGCUCCCUCCCGAGGCAGAUAGCCUCACGCCUAUGGUCAUGCCCGUGUCUGUCCCUGUCAAGCUUCUCCUGCCCAAGCCCAGCUCACAGGGGUUCGCCACCAGCGUCGUUGCUGCCCCCUCGGCCAGAGACAAGCCAGCCAGCUCGGUGUCGGACGACGAGAUGCCCGUGCUCGUGAGGAUGACCCUCUCUCCCCCACACUCACCCCAAGGGGCUGCCCCCCGCACGCCUGCUGAAAUUCCCAAGAAACAUCAGCCAGGCGUGGCCAAAGCUGAGGAACCCCUCAAGCCUGUGCAAGAGAAGAAAAAGUUCCGGCACCGGCCGGAACCGCUCUUCAUCCCGCCACCACCCUCCUACAACCUGAACCCCGCCUCUUCCUAUUCGGGCGCAACCCUCUACCAGAGCCAGCUACGCUCCCCGCGCGUCCUCGGGGACCACCUGCUCCUGGACCCCACCCACGAGCUGCCCCCCUACACGCCCCCGCCCAUGCUGAGCCCAGUCCGCCAGGGCUCGGGGCUCUUCAGCAAUGUCCUCAUCUCCGGCCAUGGCGCUGGCGCCCAUCCGCAGCUGCCCCUCACGCCCCUGACGCCCACGCCGCGCGUGUUGCUCUGCCGCUCCAAUAGCAUCGAUGGCAGCAGUGUGACUGUCACCCCAGGCCCUGGGGAGCAGACCAUGGAUGUUGAACCACGUAUCAACAUUGGCUUAAGAUUCCAAGCAGAGAUCCCAGAACUCCAGGACGCCUCUGCCUUGGCCCAGGACACACACAAGGCCACACUGGUAUGGAAGCCCUGGCCAGAGCUGGAAAACCACGACCUCCAGCAAAGAGUGGAGAAUCUCCUGAAUUUAUGCUGUUCAAGCGCAUUGCCAGGCGGAGGGACCAAUUCUGAAUUUGCUUUGCACUCUCUCUUCGAGGCCAAAGGUGAUGUGAUGGCUGCUCUGGAAAUGCUGCUGCUGCGGAAGCCAGUCAGGUUAAAAUAUCAUCCUUUAGCAAAUUACCACUAUGCCGGUUCCGACAAGUGGACCUCUCUAGAAAGAAAACUGUUUAAUAAAGCACUAGCCACUUACAGCAAAGACUUUAUUUUUGUACAGAAGAUGGUGAAGUCUAAGACAGUGGCUCAGUGUGUGGAAUACUACUACACAUGGAAAAAAAUAAUGCGCUUAGGGCGGAAACAUCGGACACGCCUCACAGAGAUCAUAGAGGAUUGUGUGACGAGCGAAGAAGAAGAAGAGCUAGAGGAGGAGGAGGAGGACCUAGAAGAAGAUAGGAAAUCCACAAAAGAAGAGGAGAGUGAAGCCGCGAAGUCCCCGGAGCCACCACCGCCAGUCCCUGCCCUGGCUCCCGCGGAGGGGCUGGCCCUGCAGGCCCUCAGCCAGCCCUUGGGCUCCUUCAUCUGUGAAAUGCCCAACUGUGGGGCUGUGUUCAGCUCCCGACAGGCACUGAACGGCCACGCCCGCAUCCAUGGCGGCACCAACCAGGUGGCCAAAGCCCGGGGUACUGUCCCUUCUGGGAAGCAGAAGCCUGGUGGUGCCCAGAGUGGGUACUGCUCAGUGAAGAGCUCACCCUCUCACAGCACCACCAGCGGUGAGACGGACCCCACCACCAUCUUCCCCUGCAAGGAGUGUGGCAAGGUCUUCUUCAAGAUCAAAAGCCGAAACGCGCACAUGAAAACCCACAGGCAGCAGGAGGAACAGCAGAGGCAAAAGGCUCAGAAAGCGGCUUUUGCGGCUGAAAUGGCAGCCACCAUUGAGAGGACUACAGGGCCGGCCGGGGGGCCGGGGCUGCUGCCCCUGGACCAGCUGAACUUGAUCAAGCCCAUUAAGGACGUGGACAUCCUGGAUGACGACAUGGUCCAGCAGCUAGGAGGUGUCAUGGAAGAGGCUGAGGUCGUGGAUACCGAUCUCCUCUUGGAUGAUCAAGAUUCAGUUUUGCUUCAGGGUGACACAGAACUAUGAAGCCCCUUGUUGCUUAGAGACAGUGGAACCACGGCCUCCAUCUUCAUUAUCAGGAAACCUGGACUGCCUGCUUGUUUUGUAACCAUUUUAAACUACCUGUUUAAACAGUGGUCGUUUUAUUCAGGUUUAGAGGGGGAAAAAAAUCCAGUUUCUUUUCCUUUUAUUUAAAAAAAAAAAAAAGUUUUGUUGGGGGGGCUUGGGGGGAAUAAAUAAUUGGCACAAAUAUCUUUAAGAGGUGUUCCAUCUGGGCUGUGUUCUCCUGUAAUCAUUCCUGGCAGGUGACAAACCUGAUGUCCACGUUCCAUUUGCUUUCAGAUGUCCACCAUCCUGGUUGCCUUUUAUCCCAAAGCUUGCUCUGUGUGUGUGCGUGCGUGCGUGCGUGCGUGCGUGUGUGUGCGUGUGCGCCCUUCCACGCGUGUGCAUGUGUGUGAAGCAGGCUCCCCUCUCUGUGCUGGGGCCUUGAGCCGUCUUUUCCUAUCAAGAGUUAUUUUUGUUCUGUUCUGGCCUUGUUCUGUAGUUUGCAAUGAACCUGGUGUCUUUUUCAGGAGACUGUGCAGGGGUUGCUUUCCAGUGGGUAAAGCAAGCCUUCACAUUCCACAGCUUUCCUCUAGCACAUAGAUCGUUUGAAGAGUGACCAAACAGAUUUUCACUCUACCUGGCCUGUUCCUUGAUGUGACCUAUUUACAGCAACUGAGGACUGCAUGACCUUAGGCCAUUACUGAGUGACUUACCAAGGACCUGGCCUGCAGGGCAGACAUGGCCUCUCCCCUGUCCCUGUCUGUGGUCGGCUCUGAAUCAUGGGCUGGCAGAGCUGUGUUUCGGUGAGAGCUGAUGUGGAGACCCCUCGAGUAAAAUAACCCCGACUAUUUUUUCUUUUUUAUUAUUAUUAUAGCCAAGGCCGUAGAGGAUGGCUUUUGUUUUUAGGGAGGGUGGAUGAGGGCCACACAUUGAAGCACCUGGAAUCCAAGAAGUAUUCUUUUUGCCCAAAGACAAGAUCCCAAGAGUCUGCUCUUUUUUUUUUUUGCAGCACUGUUCAUGGUCAUUGGGGUUCUGAAAUUACUUUGCGCCAUUUGGAAGUACUGUGAAACCUCAUUCGUUAGGAUUUUGCUGAAAUUCACCUAUGCUGAACUGGUUAACCUUGACACUAGCUAUGAGAGUUUUCUAACAAAAUGGGAUUGCAAAUACAAGGGAAAUAGCAUUGAAAGCCAGCAAAAAUGGUUUCAGAUACCACUUUAGCUACCACGUUUGCAUUCAAGCAACAAAUGCAUUCAUUACACUUCUCACCAAAGCACUUCGAGAAUUCUCCAAGCUGCAUAACUUUGUCUCUUCCUGUUCCUGUCAGCAUGGUUGCUGUUUGUACUUGAAGGUAAUAAACCUGUAAUCCUUCAAAAAUGUCAUUCAGCUCAGGCUUCUGACUGAGUCAGACUGAUCUAGCCCACUGUUAGGCAGACGCCAACCCGAACAGGGAAGACCCUGCGUGUCACUGCUCCCCCUUCAACGUUAGUGCCCAUGGCAUCCGAAGCAGGUGUUUUCAGGCCUUGCCCCAGCCCAGGUAGGCUUGUUCCCCAGCUCUGUGCAAGUGCAGUGAUCAUGCUGGGCCUCUAGACUGGCAGGUUAAUAGCUCAACACAGGAGUUACCAGUGGAAGCAAGAGGGUAGGGCUCGAAGAGCAUCUUUGACUCUCCGAAAGCAUUAGUACAACCUCAUCAGAAGUCAGCUCUGGCCCACAGCGGCCCCACAAGGGCAAUGUUCUUGGAAACUCUGGAAAGCCCUAGACAGAAGAAAAAUAGAUUCUUUUCAUUUUCAUCAUUCUGUUUUCAGAAAAUAGGUUUUUUUUUAAAAAGUGUUCUAUUUGCUGCCAUUUCAGACAGGUUAUUAUAUUCUAUGUUUUAUCUAAGCGGUUUUGAGUUGAGAACUUGCCUUGACAGUAGACAUCAACUUUAUGGCAGAACUAUUACGGAACCAUUCCAGCUGUCAUAUGGUCGAUCGGCUGACUCAGAUGGAAUCGGCCACUGUGCCCACUUCCCUUCACUUACUGGUGUCUGGGAGUGACUCCGAAUGGUUCUGUUCCUCGGUCUAUGGAAGCUUAUCUAUCAAAGGAGCCAAUGCAUUUCUUCUGUUGGGAGAUUUACCCAGCUGUUCUGGUUUUAAACAUUAAAAAGAAACUUGAGUUGCCAAGGUAAAAAUAAAAUGCACAGUUUAAUUUUUUGUGCAGUACAGCAUAAGGAUUUUUGACUUGAGAUAACCAAAGAACUCCUCCUUCACGAGACGGUUCAAAUUCUGAAUUAGUAUUUCUUGACAAUAUCAACUUAAAGAAUUGACUUCAUAGUAAAAUUUGCACUUUUUUUUUCUGAAAUGAUUCUGCCUGCAUGUAUGUGUUGUGUUUUAGCCCCCACCCCACCCCACCCCAAAGAAGUUUCCUUUCUAAUGGUUAAUGUCUUCAACACAGUUACUGUUUACUAUCAGAUGGUUUUUCAUGAGUGAAUUUAGACCUCCUUGAGAAAGCUUGUAUAUAAAAAGUUAACAGAUAUAUUUUAUGGAAAAACCCAUCUUAUUUUCAAAUAUAUUUAACUGCUGUUAUAUUUUAUUAGAGGAAGGGUGUACAUAUUUUCUAGGAGUUCUAUUGUAAAGAAAAGUAUUUUUGAAAAAAAAACCUAAUGUAAUAAAAAUGAAAACAUUUUUAAAUAGUGGUUGUGAUUGCUUCCUGUUCUGGCUUCGUUAAGUUCUAUUCUCAGCAACUGACUUGCAUGCCUUUCCAUUUCAGGAUGUAAUUUAUUCACAUUUGCACUAUUACAAGUUGACGUCAUAAUAUCCAGUGUGCUUAACUGUAUUUUCCCGGAAUGCAGAUCCCUUGGUUCAUAUCAAGAGCACUAUGUAUAGCCUAUUCAUAAUUUUUCUUUUGUAAUGUGUGUAUUUUUAAUAAGGAUUUUAUGUAACAUUUUGGCAAAAAAAAAAAAGGACAGUAUUUUCUAGUGAAUUUUAUAAUAACAUUUUGCUAAAAAUGUUUCUCCUAGGUCAGUUUUUGUUAAGAUGAAACAAAAGUCUUAUUUUACCAGGGGUUAAAAAAAAAAAUUGAAGCUUGAAAGCAAAGUUAUAUUUAAACAUCAUAUGUAACAAAUAAAUAAAGAUGUUUUAUAGACUUGUCCUAAAAAGGUGCAUUCCUUUAAAAGAACAAACAAAAAGCUGGGGCAUUCUAGGUUGUUUUUCCCCCCUGAGUGAUCGGCAUUUUUUUUUAAUUGUCAUGAUGCCUCCUCAGAAAGAGAAACCAGGAGGAUUUAGCUUAAAAAGUUCCAGUCAUUAGCCUUCUCAGAAAUUUAUUUCAGUUCCUAUGGAUGGACAUUCAUCAAAUAGAGAUGUAACCAAAUAGACACUGUCAUAUUUAUUUGUGAAAACCUGAUUCAAUAUUGCAUCAGCUGCUCUGAAAAUAAAAUAUUACCUUUAUGAGUUUCAUUUUGGCUUA